Molecule: messenger RNA, 2394 nt
Organism: Syngnathus typhle (broad-nosed pipefish)
Lineage: Eukaryota; Metazoa; Chordata; Actinopteri; Syngnathiformes; Syngnathidae
Gene: pop4
Product: POP4 homolog, ribonuclease P/MRP subunit
Exons: 6
Coding region: 1419-1997 (192 amino acids)
Biological process (GO): rRNA processing; tRNA 5'-leader removal
Cellular component (GO): ribonuclease MRP complex; ribonuclease P complex
Molecular function (GO): ribonuclease P RNA binding
Source: RefSeq, a predicted model, not a curated record
AUAGGUCUCAACGAGGCUACUCAGAACAGGAGUAGUAUUGCGACAACAGCCGCCUUAUUUUCGGCAGCAUUUUGGCGCUACUUUCGUCACAUCAUUUGCCUACUCAUUUGCCUAAUUAGCAAAAGUUUUAGCCAUCAUGGCGAAAGUUUUAGAGAAAAAAGACGAGGAUCGUGCCAGGGAAAUAGACAAGUCGAACGGGAUCAGGAACUGCUUAAGACGGGCAUGGCUCGAGAGCAGCGUCAUCUUACAACUCGGAACACAAAGACGCGCUUAAAGCAGUGCGACAGUGAGUGCCCGGUGCGCUGGGGUUGCGCGAUCGGACUAAAUUAAGCUCCCUGCGCACUGAGGUCCACUUAAAUUUUGGAAAGUACAUCAGGAGUUUAAUAAUAUUUUCUAAAUUUCAGCAACGGCUCUCUCAGAAUAAUGCAACCAGCGCGAUGCAGUUGCGCGGUCGGCGAAGCGCUGCGGUUGCGCGUUCGGCGGUGCGCUGCAGUUGCGCGAUCAGACAAAAAUGCGCAAAUGAAAAAAAUGCUUAAAAAAAGUCUUUCCAUUAUUUGUAAUGGGAAAAUAGAUUCGGAAUUCGACCGAUUCACUUCUCGAACCUUCUUCUGGAACGGAUUGUGGUCAAAAACCGAGGCUUGACUGUAUUAUAUUAAUCUUGGUAGCCCACUAAGCAGGAAUAUUUUUUUAACAAAACUGUUGAAAUUGAGUGAUGAAAUUAAUGGUUUUGGGGUUGCUAUAUUGCCAAAAUCCAGGAGUUUCCAGGGAGCUUUCCCCCCUGAGACCCCUCCGGGGCGUUGCCCCUGGCCCCCUGCGGCCCUCAAUGAGGGGCUUGCGGGCCCUGUGGCCCCCCAAUAGGGGCCUGCGGCCCCUGCAGCCCCCAACGGGGGCCUGUGACCCCCGGCCCACUGCGGCCCCCAUUGGGGGGGCACAGGCCCCUGGCCCCCUGCGGCAAGUGGGGCAUGCGGCCCCCAGAACCUGGCUACUUUUCAGUGGUUGUUUUCAUUUGCCGUUGUCAUCCCUGCUGUUGGUUUAUAAGUGCAGUGAAUAGAUCUUUCUGUUGUAAUAGAUCGUUUACCUGUAAAACUGUCAUGUAAUCGUCCUCGGGAUUGGAUUCUUAUUUUUGUUUGUUGGUCUUUGUUUUUGUUUUAGUGGGAUGAUUUCACUGGGUUCUGUAUGUUGGCAAUCCUCUUUUGAUGGUCACAGGGUCUCCGAAGGGCGCGCGCCGCUAGGGUUGCCGCUCCGAGUCUCAGGAAAGCACAUGCAGCAUCGGGGUCAGGGCUUGACAAACCUGUUAAAAACCUGUUUUUUGUUUACCUACUCCAUUGUACCAUCAAAGGGCCUGGACUUUGUGUUGUAGCCUGUUAUGGUCCUCACACCAUCCCAGACAUAGGCAGCCAUGGACACCCAUAUUCCCCAUGACCUUGAAAAAGUUCUUGGCGUUAAGCAGUCCACACUCUGUCCAGCAGAAACUAUUGAAGGCAGACUUCCAUGGUGCCAUUAUCACAGUGGUUCGGUCCAAAUGCCCUUCAUAUGUGGGCACUACAGGAAUUUUGAUCCAGGAGUUCAAGCAUGUUUUCAAAAUGAUUACAAAACAAGACAAAUUCAAAGAACAAAGGGGCUCCGUCCUGGGAUGUCGCCGGGCUCGUCUGCUAUUCCUCCCCUGGAUGGAAAGCGUCGGAAGCGGUGUGCGAGGAGGCAGAAGAGGGGCAAGCGCGGAGGCGUCUGGGCGGAGGCGUCCGGGCUGGGCUGGCGGCCAACCCAGCUCGCCCGGCCGUGCCUUCCAUUCUUCUGGCGAAUGUUCGAUCGCUGGACAACGAAGUGGAUUACAUUCGCCUGCUGAGAUCUACGAAACGGACAUAAUCCCGAAGAGGAACAGUGUAUUUCAAGUUGAGAUAAAUGGCUUCAUCUCUUUCAUCUACGGAAACAAGUUUGAGCAGCGAGCCAGCGAGCGCUCAGCAAAGAAGUUCAAAUUCAGUGGAAGUAUUGACUUGUGAAAGUAGGCAGCAUGUUAAUCAUCCCGUUCCUUCUCCCCCUCGCUCCAGCUUUUGCUAGUAAGGUGGCAAAGAUCUCUGUUGAAAUAGGACAUGUAUAAGCCAGGGUGGAUAUAUUCUGGUUCAACUACUGAUGCAUUCAAGUAAUACUGGCAAAAUUUGCCCUUUUGAGUCAGUAUUUUAAUUAAUUGACAUAACUAAUCCCAGGUACUAAUAUCUUUUGGGGGGGGGGGGUCGUUAAGAUAAGAGGUCUGAAAAUGGCUUGUACUGAACUGCUUCUCAAAGAUGGAUCUCCAACUCGGCAAGGCAACUGCAUCUUGCAAGGCCAAUAGAAAUUUCACGCAUUGAAUUUAUUAAUUUGGAAACUACCUAAUAAAACUAAAGAUAAGUCUUGAAUUUA